UGGUACUAAAGGAACAGUUAAAAAAUUAUUUUUUUUUUACGCACAAAAAACAAACGCGGAACGCGGGUUAAUUUUAAGCAUAUUUUGAGCCUCGAGUUUAAAAUAGAAUUUGUGUUUUUUUUACCAUCGGUCCUGCUAUCGGUAUUUUUCGCUUUAUUUUCUAUGGAAAAAUACGCGGGGGAUUUUUUGGAAGGAAAAUGAAUAAACGAAAAUAGUAUAUAGACAAGUGAAAAUGAGGAUUUGUUUUGUAUGCUGAGAAUUCGAGUUUGGAAAUUUGAUAGAAUUCUGUAGUCUAGAAUUCAAGAAAAAAGAAUGCCGUCCGCAAUAUCAACACCGCUAACCUACGAAAUUCUCAUGUAUCUAAAUUCAUUUUACUUUGGUAUGUUCGCCACCUGUGAACUUUGCAUGGGAAUUUAUAAAGCUGCAAAUCUCCCAUCGCCGGGCACUAAUAAAUUAUUAAUUGAAUUUGCCCUGCUAUUAUUUCUCCUCAGUACUGAAGCGGGACGCAUUUAUCUUGGCCGUAAGGGGAAUUUAAUGGAACGCGGCUUAUUAUUUCUCCUCGCAAUUGCACUCACAGUUCCAAGUUCAUUUGUUACACUCUAUUUUUUACUCUGGCAACAUUAUACACUGCGUUUGGAAGUUAUUUUAUGCAGCAUUCAAAUUGCUCUACUCACCUCUGAAUUAAUCAUCGCCGUAUUGUGCCUUGUCUCCAUUUAUCGACCAUCCACCGAGGAGUGAGAAUUUCUUUCUGCAUUUUGGCAAAAAAAAAGAAAAAAAAUUCAAUUCUCCAAAAGGAAAAAGAAAAAAAAUUCAAUUCUCCAAAAAGAAAAAGAAUUCAAUUCUCCAAAAGGAAAAAGAAAAAAAAUUCAAUUCUCCAAAA
This is a messenger RNA of Leptopilina heterotoma, 880 nucleotides long. RefSeq names its product transmembrane protein 216-like. The record is from RefSeq and is a predicted model, not a curated record. NCBI's taxonomy places the organism in Eukaryota, Metazoa, Arthropoda, Insecta, Hymenoptera, Figitidae. The coding region runs from base 313 to 738 and encodes 141 amino acids. Gene Ontology annotation, cellular component: ciliary transition zone. Gene Ontology annotation, biological process: non-motile cilium assembly. The transcript is spliced from 2 exons.